Ixodes scapularis (black-legged tick) is the source of this 1985-nucleotide messenger RNA. It is a transcript of the gene tzn, whose product is annotated as hydroxyacylglutathione hydrolase, mitochondrial. Gene Ontology annotation, molecular function: hydroxyacylglutathione hydrolase activity. Bases 169 to 1026 code for a protein of 285 amino acids. The record is from RefSeq and is a predicted model, not a curated record. Lineage: Eukaryota; Metazoa; Arthropoda; Arachnida; Ixodida; Ixodidae. The transcript has 8 exons.
GUCAUCUUUGCUGGGUGUUGAUAGGGUAAUGAUAAGUAAAACGUAUAUUUUUAAGAACAAUUUUACUUUAGUUAUUGAUGCUUACGUUUAGCAUAAGUUAAUUUUAAAGCGUGACGAAGUUGACAAUCAACUAGGUCAGGUCGUCUCGGGUUGUCGUACCAGCAAAACAUGGUGCUUGGCCAGUUUUUCCGUGGGACGACUGUUUUGGUUUCCAGCUGUCUGAAGCGGCAACUGCACGCCACACCCGCGAUCAACAUGCAAAUCAAGGUGCUGAAUGCCCUGCAGGACAAUUACAUGUACCUAGUCGUCGACCCGUCCACAAAAGAAGCUGCCGUUGUAGAUCCCGUGGAUCCGGAAAAGGUGCUUGAAGAGGUGAAGAAAUUGAAUGUAAAGCUAACCACCGUCCUGACGACGCAUCACCACUGGGACCAUUCGGGUGGCAAUGACAAGCUGGUCGAGCUCUCUCCUGGGCUGGCCGUGUACGGGGGCGACGAUCGCGUGCCCAAGAUCACUAGGCAUGUCCAGGACGGCGAACAACUCCAGGUCGGUCAGCUGACGGUAAAGUGCCUGCACACUCCGUGCCACACUUCGGGUCACAUCUGCUACUUCUUCCCUGCAUCCAACGGCGACGCCCCUGCCGUCUUCACAGGAGACACCAUGUUCAUUGCCGGGUGCGGCAAGUUCUUCGAGGGCACGGCCGACCAGAUGUACAAGGCGCUCGUCGAGAAGCUUGCAAAGCUGCCCGACGCAACGAGGGUGUUCUGCGGCCACGAGUACACCAUCAACAACCUCAAGUUUGCGGCGAAGGUGGAGCCCGGAAACCAGGCCAUUGUGGACAAGAUGGCGUGGGCAGAGAAAAAGCGGGCCAAGAACGAACCGACGGUUCCAUCGACCAUCGCGGAAGAGAAGACCUUCAACCCGUUCAUGCGCGUCAACGAGUCAGCGGUGCACAAGCACGCUCACCUCAACGACCCCAUCUCGACGAUGGCGUACCUCAGGAAGGAGAAGGACCACUUUCGUCCCUAGCCGACAGAUGUGCGACUGGCCGUCGGGCGGCAUUGGUACGGCUAGCAGACGACACCGGAACAGCUUGCAGAAGACAUUUGUACGGCUAGCAGAUGACAUUGGUGUGGCUAGCAGAAAACAUCGAAAGGGCUUGCAGACGACACUGGAAUGGCUAAUAGACAACAAUGUAACGGCUAGCAGACGAUAUUGCUACGGUUAGCACUUGACAGGGCUAGCAGAAGAUGCCAGCUGGGCUACCGAAUAUCGCACUAAGUUAGCCAACAGUAUAUGAUGAGCUAACACGAAUUAACCAGUUUGGAAUGGCGUCGAGUUGGCCAGGAAAUGUAUGCUAUGCAAGCUUCACAAGUGGCUUGAACAAAAUGCACUAAAACUGGGCCAUAGCCAGCUUAGUGGAUCACAUGAAGUUAACCACAAUAUCAAAUCUGCAAGCAAACAAUGUUGAUGGAGUCGCAUCAGACGUCGUAUGCCCAAACUGGUUGUCAAAUGUCCGAAUGGCUGAGAGCAACAACUAAAUGCAAACAUGGGGGAAAAAAAGAAAAAGGAAGAGAUUUAAAUCGAUGCAGGCCCAACGAUAACGUGAGCUUUCUUAUUCCCAUAUCGUGAAUAUACAUAUAUAUAUAUUGUAUGUCAAAAUGAGUGUUCUUGUGGAAUUUUUGUUUUAUUAAAUGGGCAGUGGCAGGGUCGUUUGCCUGAGGUGCUUGUCUGUUCUAGGCAGUGGCGGCUAGGAGCUCACCCUUUCCUUAAUGCUUUUAUGUAUAUGGCUGCAACAUGCAGUGGUGUACGUAUAUCAGCUUCGGCUCUUGGAUGCCGUUGCCUCUCGCUCGUGCUUUUUCAACUACGGGUUUCGGUGCACAAUAAUCCUCAAACAGUUUCUUUUUUUUUAAGAUGCUUGCCGACUCUUUUUUGCCUUUGUCCUAUUUGCUGAAUAAAAAUAACCGAGAGCAUUGUAUUCAAAUUAA